CCGAAGGCUAGAGUUUCGAUUUUUGUCAGUCUACCAUCUCUCACCAGGUCUACCAAGCGAUUCACCAUGUAAGGUCGGUUGGCGCUUCCAUUCUGUGUCGUUCUGUGUGAUUAUUCCCCAUUUUCCAGCAACGCAUCAGUGACACCCAGUAACUCCAGAUUGAAUCAAAGACAACACCCGGAAUCGGCCAGGAUGUAUCUCGUAAAUCGCAUCCGCGAUAUCGUAACCGUGCCGGUAUCACCGAAGUAUCUACGCAUAUCGGCCAUUCUUAUCGCCAUCUAUAAGGUGCUUGUGGCGCACGUUUUGCUGUUCGUGAUGCUGCUCGGACUGGCGCACGCCCAAGAGAUGAGCACCAUCCUGCAGAUGAGUAUCGCGGACCAGAAGGAUAGCGAGUACAUCUGGACCACCAGCGAACAGGAAGAGGCGAUCAACGAGUGGCGCUUCAAGUCGGCGGAAAAGCUUGCUUCCGUGACACUGUGCAUGCUGUACAUCGGUACCACGCUGGCCACCAUCUACGUGCUGAGCUGCCUGGGACUGCUGAUCGGAACCCUACGCAACCGGCACGAGUUCUUCAUCCCGUGGAUGGUGGUCGACUUUUUCGGCACGCUCGUAUCCGCUUCCAUCAUGCUGGCGGUGGCCUACAACAAAUCGACCUAUCAGUUCGUCUCCAAGUGGCAAUACUGGGGUUUCUGUGCCGUGACCACUGCCUUCAACGUCGUCAUCUGGUUGGUGAUCCGUAUGUUCUACAAGAACCUGGUACACAUGACGAAGCUGCGCGAAGUUGCGAUUGUGGCCAUUCCCUGCCCGGCGACCAGCCUGCCACCUUCGACCGGUGCAGUUAGCAGCAAGACGGCCAACGGGCUGGCAAGGCCACCGUACCACUACCGCCGGGAGAACAUGCACCUCAGCGACGGUGGACUGAAGCACAUUCUCUUCGAUGCCAACGAGGCCAACUACCUGGUCUAAGCGGACACACCGUAGUCGCCCCGGCCCUUGUUUGUUGCCGGGGGAAAAAUUGGAAACAAAACAAAACCUUGGAUAAAAAAUUAGACAUUUGGUAAAUUUGCAACUUUAGUGGCUUGAACUUGAUGGUCAGUUGGCUGCAUCGCGUAUGUCGCGCUAAUGGCUUCCCUUGCCCCCCCCCCCCCCCCCCCAUUAUCUCUGUCUCUCACCGAGAAGAGAUUGAUUCCGAUGCGCUAGCCUAGUUCGUGAUCGUGUUUUGAACAAUGAAAAGCCAGGAGGCACAAAUUAUAACUUGGAUCAUCUCAUCGCGCCAUGUGGAAGCGACCGAUCGCUGCGGUGCGUUCGGAUAGAGAUUGUGAUUGUGAUUGGUUGGAAUAUUAAAGCAUUCAAUAAACUAA
Molecule: messenger RNA, 1361 nt
Organism: Anopheles aquasalis
Lineage: Eukaryota; Metazoa; Arthropoda; Insecta; Diptera; Culicidae
Gene: Fie
Product: Fire exit
Source: RefSeq, a predicted model, not a curated record